Molecule: messenger RNA, 1820 nt
Organism: Erythranthe guttata (spotted monkey flower)
Lineage: Eukaryota; Viridiplantae; Streptophyta; Magnoliopsida; Lamiales; Phrymaceae
Product: putative indole-3-pyruvate monooxygenase YUCCA3
Molecular function (GO): NADP binding; N,N-dimethylaniline monooxygenase activity; flavin adenine dinucleotide binding
Source: RefSeq, a predicted model, not a curated record
UUAUACAUUAAUUCCUCCCAAAAAAAAAAAAACAUUAAUGAAUAAUUGUGAGCUUUGUGUACCAGACCAAGAAGAACACGACUUCUUCACGGGCCGUUGCGUGCUCGUAAACGGGCCCGUGAUAGUUGGAGCGGGCCCGUCGGGCCUAGCGGUGGGGGCCGGGCUGAAGCAGCAAGGCGUACCGUUCGUGAUAAUCGAACGAGCCAACUGCAUUGCGUCGCUAUGGCAGAACCGAACCUACGACCGGCUGAACCUCCACCUCCCGAAGCAGUUCUGCGAGCUCCCGUACGUCCGCUUUCCCCGGAAAUUCCCAAACUACCCCUCCAAGCACCAGUUCGUCGGCUACCUGGAGUCGUACGCGGCGCACUUCGGCAUUGCGCCGAGGUUCGGGGAGACGGUGGGCUCCGCAAGGUACGACGGCGCGUGCGGGCUGUGGCGUGUGAGGACACGCGCCGCCGCCGGGGUGGUGGUGGGGGGUUCUUGUGAGAGUGAGACUGAGACGGAGUACAUCUGCAGGUGGGUGGUGGUGGCGAGUGGGGAGAAUGCGGAGAAGGUGGUGCCGGAGUUUGAUGGGCUGCGGGAGGAGUUCGCCGGCGGUGUGGUGCACGCUUGUGAUUAUAAGUCCGGCGAGGGUUUCGGUGGGAAGCGUGUUUUGGUUGUUGGGUGUGGGAAUUCCCGCAUGGAGGUUUCUCUUGAUCUCUGCCACCACCGUGCUCUUCCGUCAAUGGUUGUCCGAAGCUCCGUACAUGUAUUGCCGAGAGAAAUAUUUGGAAAAUCGACGUUCGAGCUAGGCGUUUCGAUGAUGAAAUGGAUGCCGAUUUGGGUGGUGGAUAAAGUACUUUUGGGAGCGUCGAGGUUGAUUCUCGGAAAUAUCGAAAAGUACGGUCUGAGAAGGCCGAAAAUGGGGCCAUUACAGCUGAAGAACACAAAUGGGAAAACUCCGGUUUUGGAUAUAGGCACGCUUUCGAAGAUCAAAUCGGGCGAAAUAAAAGUCGUUCCGCACGGGAUCAAAAAGUUCUUGCAUGGAGGUGUUGAGUUUGUUAAUGGCGAAAUUCUUGAAAUUGAUUCUGUCAUUUUAGCUACCGGUUAUUGCAGCAAUGUCCCUUCAUGGUUGAAGGAAAGUGAAUUCUUCACAAGUGAUGGUUUUCCAAGAAAUCCAUUUCCAAAUGGAUGGAAAGGCAAAGAUGGGCUAUACGCAGUCGGUUUCACGAGAAGAGGCAUAUCGGGUGCAUCUCUUGAUGCGAUUCGGGUUUCGCAAGAUAUCGGCAAAAUAUGGAAUCGGGAAACGAAGCAGAAAAAUCGUUCCGUAGGCGUCGUUUGCCAUAAAAGAUGCAAUUAACCCUAAUUUGUUUCGAAAUUCUCAGGGAUCAGAAAGUUGGACGAGUAUUGUUGUGUUUAGCAAGAGUUUUUCUCUAAUUGUUAAUUAUUAUUUUUUUCUUUGUAUGGUUUGUAGUUUUUACUUGCACAUUGACAUAUGGAAUGAGUUUUUGUUAGAAAGAAAAAGAAAAAAAAAAAUCAAUUGAAAUUAGCCCUCUUCAUAUUAUUCAAUUUUAUGUAUUGUGGGGGGCAUUGGAGACGAGGCUUUAAUUUUCUCAUGUGUUUAUUUAUUUUUUUAAUUAUUUUUAAUUUCUUUUUUGUGUACAAGAGUUUUAUGAGUACAAAGUGUUUGAUGAAAUGUCUCUCUCUCUACUUUCAUAUUCUUUCAAUUUUGGUCCACAUUUUAUUAAGUUAUUACAAGAGUUGAUGAUGGGAUCUAUCUCCAGAAAAUUGGUCCAAAUGGGGAUCCAUUGAAUAUGGUGGGCACUGUCUCCAUAAUUCCA